AUGGAUCCAUCAAGACCGCCUCAAUUACCACCAGUACGCCCGGUACCCAUAACCCGCGAACUCGUAUCAAAACUCACAUAUAAUGAUGAAGAAGAGGACAAAUGCAAUAGGAUGCUGGUCAUCCGAGACCUCAAACUCCCCAAGCUGAGGCGCAUCCACCCAAAGCCUGCGAUGGAACCCCUUGGCCUCCUGGACACUCUCCCCCCAGAAAUCAUCCUCUGCAUCUUGGAGUACCUCGACUUUCAAUCUCUACUCCGCCUCACACAGGUUUGCCUACGAGGAAAACAGACUGUCGAGUCGAUGCCUGCCUAUAGAGAGAUGCGUCUGUACGCGGGAGACUCCCUCAUGGCCCUGGGCAAGACUCGUCUACUGCAACAGCACUCGGCUGCUCUCCUCCGCCAGACGCUCCGCUCUGGCUACUGUGUCUCCUGCUUCGACUACGGCGGGUUUCUGUUCCUGCCGACGUGCGAGAGGGUCUGCUUCGAGUGCCUGAACCAGAACCGGGGUCUCCACAUGAUGACGCUCAACACGGCAAAGAAGUGCUUCGACCUGACCGACAGGCAGCUCAAGAGCAUACCCACCCUGUACAGCAUCCCCAACACCUACAACGUCAGGAACUACAUCUCACGGAAGCGCAUGAUCCGCCUCGUGUGUGCCAAGCAGGUCAAGAAGCUGGCCCUCCAAGUCCACGGCCCCGAAAACUUGGCCAAACUCAUCCCCAAGGCCCCGCCCCGGGGGAUAGAGAGGAACUCGGCCGAGACCAAGGAGUACUGGAUGCUCAGAGGGUUCCACGAAGCUCCGCUGGCGCCGAUAGGACGCGAUUUAUCCAUGCUACCCAUCAAUCUAGCACUCCCGGCUGACGAGUAUGGCGGAAUGGCAUCCAUACGCAUACCCUACCUAAUCAAGACGGGCUUACGGGAGUAUGGCCGCAUCUGCCGGGGGUGUCGUCUGAUAGUUGACCUCUAUGGCAAAGAUCGCCUCCCACCUGACGUUAUAAGAAGACUCGUUCCACCAGGUGUUCCUGAGUUUGCCCCGCUGUUUGGGCACGUGAACCGGCUACGCCCUGAAGGGGCCUUUCAACAUCACAUCUGCUGGUGCUUUGGCGUGAAGCAACUGCUAAUACAGUGGGAUAUCUUCCAAAACCGCAAGUUAAGGAGCCUUGAAGAAUAG
This is a messenger RNA of Fusarium falciforme, 1170 nucleotides long. RefSeq names its product F-box domain-containing protein. Gene Ontology annotation, molecular function: protein binding. NCBI's taxonomy places the organism in Eukaryota, Fungi, Ascomycota, Sordariomycetes, Hypocreales, Nectriaceae. Bases 1 to 1170 code for a protein of 389 amino acids. The record is from RefSeq and is a predicted model, not a curated record. The transcript has a single exon.